Molecule: messenger RNA, 4408 nt
Organism: Neoarius graeffei (lesser salmon catfish)
Lineage: Eukaryota; Metazoa; Chordata; Actinopteri; Siluriformes; Ariidae
Gene: tmbim4
Product: transmembrane BAX inhibitor motif containing 4
Exons: 7
Coding region: 81-791 (236 amino acids)
Biological process (GO): negative regulation of apoptotic process
Cellular component (GO): membrane
Source: RefSeq, a predicted model, not a curated record
ACUCUGAGCUCUCCAGAAAAUAAAAGCGACUAAGAGUGAAACCGGAAGCGUCACUUCACAGGUCGCUUAGAACAGAAAACAUGAACCAAGACAAAUAUCCUCGCUCCUCAAUUGAGGAUGAUUUUAAUUAUGGCACAAAUGUUGCGACGGCGAGCGUACAAAUCCGCAUGGAUUUCCUACGCAAAGUGUACACAAUCCUGUCAGUGCAGAUAAUCCUGACCACAGCUUUAUCUGCCCUGUUUAUGUUCUGUGAGCCCAUUAAAAACUUUGUACAUUCAAGUCCCUCACUGGUCUUGCUGUCUGCGAUUGGAUCUCUGUUUCUGAUCAUUGCUCUGGCUAUUUAUCGCCACCAGCAUCCCAUCAACCUCUAUUUACUCCUAGGAUUCACUGUGUUGGAAGCCGUGUCAGUGGGUACAACUGUGACGUUUUAUGAAUACUCGGUGGUGUUCCAGGCCUUCGUGCUGACAUCAGCUGUCUUUGUUGGCCUGACUGCUUACACACUCCAGUCGAAACGGGACUUCAGCAAGCUUGGAGCUGGGCUGUUUGCUGGCCUGUGGAUUCUGAUCAUUGCCAGCUUCAUGAGUAUUUUCUUCCACAACGACACGGUGGAGCUGGUGUUCGCCGGCGCUGGGGCUCUGCUCUUCUGCGGCUUCAUCAUCUACGACACGCACAUUCUGAUGCGCAAGCUGUCACCUGAGGAGCACAUACUGGCCUCCAUCAACCUCUACCUGGACAUCGUCAACCUCUUCCUGCACAUCCUGCGCAUCCUCGACUCCAUGAAGAAGAACUGAGGGGAGAACCUGCACGCGUGUCCUUCUGUAAGAUCAUGCAGGUGAUUUCUGUGUUGCUGUGUCGUUAGUAAAAAUCAUCAGUUGCGUCCGUGAACUCUUUGUAUUUUUUCUUUAGGACUAUGUGCUGAACAUGCCCGUGAUCCCCCCCCCCCCAGUCAGGAUGACUGUUGCCAGUUUAUUAGGCACAUCGUCCUUACUCUUGCAUAAUUUCAUUAGUUAAGAGUGUGAUUAUAUUAGGGAUUCAGCUAAAAAGGCACUUUUUGCACUUCAGAAUAAAAUGAACUAGAUCUGCACUGAAGUGUCAAAUCUAAUACUUUACAAACGGUAAUCGUUAACCUGUUCCCCCUGUCCUCCUGCGUCCAGUGUAAUGUAAGGGGACACCACAGGACACAUCUUAUUUGGGUGUCCUUUGUAACUAGACAUUAAAAUGACCAAAAUGGUGCAUGAGGGUCAGUGGACCUAAUAAACUGGUACCUAGUGUAAGCGCAUGCCAUCUUGCAACUUCUUUAAAUUUUUUUGGUUAAUCAUUGUGUUUAAUAGGGGUGUGACGAUUGAAAGGAAAUGAUUGAAAUGAGUCAUGCAACAAUCGUGAACUGAUUAUUAAUGAUUGUAAUUUAUUAUAAAGCGGUUCUUAUUCAUAAGGGACAGACAGCUAGUGAGUAAAAAAUAAUUUGUAUUUCUCAGUUGAUGUGUAAAUAGGUUAACAGGGUGAUUUUCAGGGUUCCGAAAAAUAUUCUCCACUUUUUUUUCUCCUUGAAAAAUCAAGUCAAAUAAGUAUUCUUCACUUUUUCUUAUUUUUUCUUUACUUGGUCUGUAUUUUUUUUUUCCCCUUUUUAGUUACCAACAUAUCAAAGUGGACUUAAUACUGGUUUAUACCAACCAAACUGGCACAAUUCAAAUAUUUUUACAUAUAAAAUUUAGGCUCCACUCCAGCCUCUAAUAAGAAAUACUUGAUUUUGGGCAGCCUGUGUACCAUCAAACUAAAAUAAACCUUUGUAGUUUGAGAUUACUUCAGGUUAUUUUAGCAUGGAAUUAUUGAAGAGCGGUAUUAGGACUUCCUUUAGCCUUUACUUCAACACAAAACUUGAUUUACAAUUGAACAGAGUCGAGAAGAAUCUUGGACCGACCAACAGUGAAGGAAUCCGAAUUUCCUGUCAAUUUAUAAACUGAACACAGAAUAGCACUGCGUUUUUCAUCAUACGUUUGCCACAGAGACUCAACAUGCCACACUGCUUGAAACAUAGCUCCCUUCAGUCGCUUCCUGGCUGACAGCAGUUCCCCCUUUUUUUUUUUUUAAACCAACACCUGCAUUACUGACGCUGUCCGAUGUGCCCGGGGAUGGUCGGGGCUCUGAGUGUGCCUCCCCCGUGAGUGUUUCAGCCCUUAAAUCAUCUUCAGUGCUUGAAGAACCCCAAAAAACUUCAUCAGCUUAGACUGCACCAUCGUUUGGUUCAUGCAGAGAUAAUUUACAUCCCCACACCAGGCCGAUUAAGACGCACUCAAAAGUUUGGCACUCAUUUGGUCAUUAUGUGUAGUUGAUUCUUAUUGGUCACAAGCACGUGCUCAUUGUUUACACUCUGACUUCCUUGCAUCUCUUCACUGCGGUUGGAUUUCGGGAUUGCUAUAAAAGGUGACGAUGAAGAUAAAGAUAACAAAUACAUUCAUCGCUGUGACGACUGCUAGUAAUUUUCUCUCCGUCACUGAUGGAUUACGUUCGUCAUUGACGAGCGCCAGUAGGAACCCUGGAUUUUACCCAUAACACUGAAACUCCUCUACGUAUUAAUCAUCAUUUGCUAAUUGUGGAAGCCCGAGGUUGAUUCCCUCACUGUUUUACACAGAAUUAAGUUACAUGUCUAAUUUAAAAAAAAAAAUGUCUUUAAGAUGAACAUAAUCCUAAAUGUUUCCCAUGUUCUAGUUUAUUGCAGUUAUACAUGGACAAAUACACACAGACUUUAAUCUCACUUCAGACCAUGAUGAGAGAGAUCUAGAGAAGAUCAGUGAAUUGUAGAUAUGAAUUUAAGGUCUUUUGAUGCAUUUUGUUUUUGUAGUGUUGGUAACUCGGGAACAGAAGUGUCACUUAGACUACGUUCAGACUGCACCCUGAAACGACCCAUAUCCGAUUUUUUUGCCCAUAUGCGACCUGUAUCCGAUUUGUUAUUGACAAUCUGAACGACACAGAUCCGAUUUUUUUCACAUGCGACCCAGGCCGCUUGGAUAUGUGGUCCUAAAUCCGAUGCAUAUCCGUUAUUUUCACAUGCGACUGCAGUCUGACCGGACAGGUCGCAUUCAUGCAACCUACACGUCAUCAACAAGAAACAAACGUCACUAUUCUGCGUUGGCUAAUCCCGCCUCUUUGGUGGAAAACAACAACAUUUGUACAGUUUUCAGGAUUUAAAUAGACUUUUAUAGAAUUGAUCAAGCUAAUGGUGGAUUUGGUAGGGACCUGGAUGUUGAUCUGUUAGCCUGAUUAAAUAAAACAGUUUCUAUAACUGAUUUAUAACUUAAACCAUCCUGUAUUACAAGAUUAUAAGAUUGUUCUGGAAAUUUCCAGUAAUUUGACACCUUCGGUCUCAUUAGUCUGCUGCCCACAUUAAUCAGAUUAUUGCGUGAGUUCCGCCGCCGCCACAAAAACCACAUCGCCAGGUCUCGCCUCAUCUCCAUGCUUUACUUGCAAACUUGAAGAGUGCGCUUUUUUUUUGUUUUGUUUACGUAUUACGUAGAUGUGCUUAUUACGUGUCAAUUUGCGCAUGCGGGACACUUUUGGGUCGUUUUCCGUUCAUAUUGGAGAUCGCAUACAAGUCUCAUAUAAUUGGUAAUGUGAACGGCCUAACAAAAAAAUCGGAUUUCACAACAAAUCGGAUAUGGGUCGUUUCAGGUUGCAGUCUGAACGUAGUGUAUAUGACACCGAUUCACUGCUGCCAGUGUGAUUCCAUGUGCUUAUUAUUAAAUAAGGUGGUUUUUAAUCAUUUGGGUCAUAAUGAAGUGCUAAUCAGUGUCUGAGUUACUGUGUGAAGUUAUCAGUGAUAAAACAGAGCUAAAUGAUUUCUUCUGUCCAACUGCUCUGCAUUGAUCAUCGACAUUUUUAAAAUAAGGAGCAAAUUAUUAUAGACGGCCUGUGGAGCGAAGGCUCAUUUAAAAGGGCCUGGCGAAGUCUAAGAAGAAAUGUUUAAACUCGUAAUGUUUAGGAUGAAUACAGUGUUCUCGCAGCACUAAGUAGCUUCAGGUAAAUCUGAUGCUCCUCUCCCACAUGGUGGUAUUACUUUAAUACUUAUUGAAAGGAACUGUUCAUGGGAAAAACUGAAUGAUUUCAGGGGUCUAAAAAAUGCGUCUUUAGACAGAGACGGGUCCGUGAGUUCAUUCUGAACCUCUGUGCGGUUUGCAGUGCCACAUGAUAUAUACGCUAUAUUUUAAAUAUUCUCCUGAAGUUUUGAUUUACAUGCUGUUUCACUGUAAUUUAUUAACAUAUCUACUAUAUAUGUGCAAUAUUAUUAAGGAAAUUGUAGCUCACAGAUAAAGCAUGUUAUUGAUUAAAAUUUUCAUCAACUGAAAUAUCACUGGUGAUUUAAAAUUCUGUCUGUAUAAAAUGAUAUAAUUAAUAUAUUAAAUAUUUGACCUGC